Molecule: messenger RNA, 1723 nt
Organism: Drosophila miranda
Lineage: Eukaryota; Metazoa; Arthropoda; Insecta; Diptera; Drosophilidae
Product: heterogeneous nuclear ribonucleoprotein K
Exons: 9
Coding region: 175-1659 (494 amino acids)
Biological process (GO): regulation of transcription by RNA polymerase II; regulation of mRNA splicing, via spliceosome
Cellular component (GO): nucleus; cytoplasm
Molecular function (GO): mRNA binding
Source: RefSeq, a predicted model, not a curated record
UCCCAUUCUCGUGUGUUUUUCUGUACAAUUUAAUAAUAAUAUUUUCAGCCAGUGCUGAAUAAACCAGAUCGUGGUUAAAUACAUUUGUGUGCAUUGCUAACCGGAGCAACAUUUGAAUUGUUGUAGCAACGCAAAAGCAGCUACGACAAACCAUCCCAGCUAGCGAGAAUAAGAAUGAAGCGUGAAAUGAACGAUGCAGGAGACGGACCACAGGACCAGAAGCGCAACCGCCGCAAUGAGGACACCGUGCGCAUACUAAUCCCAAGCAGUAUCGCUGGCGCUGUGAUUGGCAAGGGAGGACAGCACAUCCAGAAGAUGAGGACUCAGUAUAAAGCAGCUGUGUCUGUCGACGAUUCCCAAGGCCCCGAACGGACCAUCCAAAUCUCGGCGGAUAUCGAGGCCACUCUGGAGAUAAUCACCGAAAUGCUAAAAUACUUUGAAGAGCGCGAUGAGGACUUUGAUGUGCGCCUAUUGAUCCAUCAGAGCUUGGCCGGCUGCGUUAUAGGCAAAGGUGGACAGAAGAUCAAGGAGAUACGCGAUCGCAUCGGCUGCCGCUUCUUGAAGGUAUUCUCCAAUGUGGCUCCGCAGAGCACAGAUCGCGUGGUGCAGACGGUGGGCAAGCAGGCCCAGGUCAUCGAGGCGGUGCGCGAGGUGAUCACCCUCACCCGGGACACGCCCAUCAAGGGGGCUAUUCACAACUAUGAUCCGAUGAACUUCGACCGCGUCUAUGCGGAUGAGUACGGCGGCUAUGGCACCGGCAGUGGCAGCACUCGGCCCAGCCAGCGAGGAGGCAACCGCAACGGGGGAGCAGGAGCGGCUGGUGCUGGUGGCGCUGCUGGUGGCGGCAACGGCGGAGGAUUCGGCGGUAAUGCUGGCGGAGGACGCGGCAGUGGCGGUGGAGGACGUGGCGCCGAACGCUUUGGUGCAGGCGCCGGAGGCGCUGGCGUAGGAGGAGUCGGCGGAGGUGGCGGCAUGGGACAGCGGGACAAUCCCUUCAUCAACCCGUGGGCCAACGGCGGUGGCGGUGAUGUGGAUGGCUUCGGCAAUGCUAGUGGCGGUGCCGGCGGCUUUGCAGGCGCUGGUUUUGGCGGAGGCAGCGCCGGACCCUUUGGCGGUGGCGGCAGCUUUGGCAACAACGGCUUUGGCGGCGGUCCCGGUGACUUUGGAGGCAACAACGGCAGCUUUGGCCAGAGCCAGGGCAGCAACAGCCUGCCGAGUCUUGGCAACUUCAGCCAGAGCCAGGGCGGCACCAAUAGUCUGCCCAGUCUGGGCAGCUUUGGCCAGAAUCAGGGCGGCAACAGCGCCUUGGGCAACGGCCUGGGUGGCGGCAGUGCCAACAACGGGGGCGUUGGAGCCCUGGGCGAUGCUGGCGGCGGCAGCGGCGGCAACGGAAGCCCGAAUGCUCCGACCAAUGUGCCGCAGGGUCAUGACCCCAACAACAGCACACAGGUCACCAUUCCAAAGGAGUUGGCUGGCGCCAUCAUUGGCAAGGGAGGCGGCCGCAUCCGCCGCAUUCGGAGCGAGUCCAGUGCGUACAUAACCAUCGACGAGCCCCUGCCCAACUCGAACGAUCGCAUAAUCACCAUCUCGGGCACGCCCAAGCAAAUACAAAUGGCCCAGUAUCUGCUGCAAAAGAGGUUGGUGUCGCAAACAGACUAAGCAGAUCAAAUGUGCACGAGAAUGGCAGACGAAACAUUUAAGUGGGCAAAUACAACUUUACCAA